AUGUCUCCUACUGGUCGCCUCAACAGCAUAUAUAGACACAUUAAAGUUAACUACAAUGCAGAUGCAUUACGUCAGGCGAGACGACUAGAACAAAUUUCAUUAUCGCAAGUACGGCAAAAACAACAUCUACGCUAUCUUCAUUUGUGUAAAGAACAAGAACGACUACCACGUUUUCUCCUAUCAAAGCCACCAAUAGACCAUCCAAAGGCAUGGAACAUCGCCAGAAAAAGCGGGUGGGCAUAUCUCCGCGUCCUUAUAAGCAAUUGCCAUCACAAGCUUAAAUCCAUACGUAAGGAAUCUACAGAUUUGAUUGAGAUUUUACAGAAUAUCGUUGCAGAUACUUGUUUAUCCAGUUUACAUCAGGCAAUAUCGAGCCGAUGUUCUCAUCUACAGAAUGCGGUUGAAGAACGACAUCGAAAGAAAUUCCAUCAACUGAUACAAAAUGACAACUCAGACGACAUUCAAAAGAAAUGGGUUAUAAAUACCUCUGGGAGAAAAUUGAAUGACGAUGAAAUCA
This is a messenger RNA of Paramuricea clavata, 517 nucleotides long. Lineage: Eukaryota; Metazoa; Cnidaria; Anthozoa; Malacalcyonacea; Plexauridae. The record is from the annotation of a GenBank genome assembly.